This is a messenger RNA of Cajanus cajan (pigeon pea), 879 nucleotides long. RefSeq names its product prefoldin 6 (gene PFD6). Gene Ontology annotation, biological process: protein folding; chaperone-mediated protein complex assembly. NCBI's taxonomy places the organism in Eukaryota, Viridiplantae, Streptophyta, Magnoliopsida, Fabales, Fabaceae. Gene Ontology annotation, molecular function: protein-folding chaperone binding. The record is from RefSeq and is a predicted model, not a curated record. Gene Ontology annotation, cellular component: prefoldin complex; cytoplasm.
AAAGCAGUAGCAAUGGGUGAUUUGGUGUGCACAAGUGCGAGCGAAGAAGGUGAGAAACACGAUGAGUUCUUCGAACCUCAAAGAUCUUCAACGCGAAUUGGAGAACAAAGCCAAUGAUCUCAGCAAGCUUCAAAAGGAAAUUGCGAAGAACCAUCAAAUGAGAAAGAAGUACACGGUCCAGCUUGGCGAGAACGAGCUCGUCCUUAAGGAACUGGAUUUAUUGAAAGAAGACGCGAACGUUUAUAAGUUGAUUGGGCCAGUACUUGUUAAGCAAGAUUUGGCUGAGGCCAAUGCAAAUGUCCGCAAGAGAAUUGAAUACAUCUCUGCAGAAUUGAAGCGUCUUGAUGCCACGGUUCAAGAUUUGGAAGAGAAACAGAAUAGCAAGAAAGAUACGAUAUUAAAAUUGCAACAAAGGAUUCAAUCUCUUCAGACUGGGAAAGGCAAGGCAUAGUUUUCCCUCGCAUAUAGUUUCAGUAUUGUAUUUUGAGUGUGCUAAUGUUGGAUGAGCUUUUUGUGCCUCUUUGUUUUGGACUCUUAGAGAUGUGUUCCCGGAAAGAGUUUGGAGAUUAGACUGAUAUUAUAGUUGGUGUUGGUGCUAUUGGCUCAUUUUCUGUGUGUAGUUGGAAGGAAAUGAAAGAGAUGGGGAGGGAAAGUAAUUUAUAAUUCUUGAAUUAUGCCAACUGAAUUGCAUUGAAGUUUAUCCCUUCUCUUGCUAACCAAAAAAUGGUCUUCCUUUUUUCUUCCUCCCCUCUGUAAAUCAAAUACAUCGUAACUCUCCUUCUCUGAGCCUAGUUGAAGUCGAAACAAUUUCCCUCCUAGAAAGUUAUCGAUCAACAAAAACCAUAUUAAUUCAGAUUGCGUUUAUCAUUAUUAUUUUUA